AGCGUUUGCAACUUCAUCAGGAGCUGGGUAUCAAGACACUUGAUUGCCCAGUAUGUCAAAGAAGAGAAGAAACAAUGGUCGCUCGAAGCACGGCAGGGGCCACGUGAAGAGGGUGCGCUGCGAGGCGUCUGGUGUGCUGGUGGCCAAGGACAAGGCCAUCAAGCGCUUCAUCGUCAGGAACAUUGUGGAUGCGUCAGCCAUCCGCGAUAUUCAGGACUCCUCAGUCAUUGACAGCUAUGCACUGCCCAAGAUCUACCGCAAGGUGUACUACUGCGUGAGCGCGGCUAUUCACUCCAAGGUGGUGCGCGUGCGCAACCGCCAGGAACGCAAGAACCGCGAGCCCCCCAAGAGGUACAGACCCGGCGGCUUUGGUGACAGGCCAGCUGGCGGAGCUCCCGGCGGCGCCGGCGGCGACGCAGCCAAGAAGGCCUGAACGGGCGAUUCGCCUGUUUUGGACGCCCCUCUCCUGUUGCAGGUUUCCCUGCAAAGGGCAUGAGCUUUGCUGGGGAUCUGUCGGCUGUAUGGAGACUGGUGGAGCCUUGUUGGUGUGGCUUGGCAGAGACAUUGUUCUGUUUCAGUAGCUGAUACUUGGAUGAGUAAUUCGCUACUUGGAGAGGACUGCAGGGCGUGUGUGCUGUGUACUGACAUUGUCACUUACUUAGUAUGGGCGCUGACUUCAAGAUCUUGGCUGUUGCCAAAUAGCCCGGAAGAUAUCUUGGAUCGAUCCAGGGAUUCUCUAGAGCUCUUGAGGCUGAAUAAAUGCACGGUGACCAAUUGUAAAAUGUGGAUGCCCAC
This is a messenger RNA of Coccomyxa subellipsoidea C-169, 795 nucleotides long. RefSeq names its product ribosomal protein S26 component of cytosolic 80S ribosome and 40S small subunit. The record is from RefSeq and is a predicted model, not a curated record. Gene Ontology annotation, molecular function: structural constituent of ribosome; mRNA binding. Gene Ontology annotation, biological process: translation. The transcript is spliced from 4 exons. Gene Ontology annotation, cellular component: cytosolic small ribosomal subunit; ribosome. Lineage: Eukaryota; Viridiplantae; Chlorophyta; Trebouxiophyceae; Coccomyxaceae. Bases 53 to 433 code for a protein of 126 amino acids.